This is a messenger RNA of Tinamus guttatus (white-throated tinamou), 933 nucleotides long. The record is from RefSeq and is a predicted model, not a curated record. Lineage: Eukaryota; Metazoa; Chordata; Aves; Tinamiformes; Tinamidae.
AUGACCAUCGGCAUCAUCAGCAUCGCCAUUGGCAUCAUCAGCAUCGCCAUUGGCAUCAGCACCAUCAGCAGCAGCAGCACCAUCAGCAUCAUCAGCAUCAUCAUCACACCAUCGGCAUCAUCAUCAUCACCAUCGGCAUCACCAUCAGCAUCAUCACCAUCAGCACCAUCAUUAUCAUCAGCACCAUCAGCAUCAUCAGCGUCAUCACCAUCGGCAUCAGCAUCAUCAUCAGCAUCAUCAGCAUCAUCAUCAGCAUCAUCAGCACCAUCAUCAUCAUCAGCACCAUCACCAUCAGCAUCACCAUCACCAUUGGCAUCAUCAGCAUCAUCGCCACCACCAUCGGCAUCAUCAUCAUCAUCAUCGGCACCAUCGCCAUCACCAGCGCCCGUCACAACAACCCCCAGCACCAUGAUCACUAUGACACCCACCACCACCAUCAGCACCGCAACCCCCAGCACCGCGACAACACCCAGCACCAUGAUCACUAUCACACCCACCACCACAACCACCAUCACAACCACCACCGUCACCACAACAACCCCCAGCACCAUGGUCACUAUCACACCCACCACUAUCACCACCAUCAGCACCACAACCACCACCACAACAACCGCCAGCACUGUGGUCGUUAUCAUCCACCACCAUCACCACCAUCACCAUGACAACAACCCCCAGCACCAUGGUCACUAUCACACCCAUCACCAGCACCACCACCAGCACCACAACAACCGGCAGUACAACCAUCAUCUGACUGUCACCACCAGCGCCAUGAUCGUUAUCACACCCACCACCACAAUCGCCACCCCCAGCACCAUGAUCACCGUCACACCCAUUAUCACAACCACCGUCACCGUCACCCCGUCCCCGCGUGUCACCUGUGCGGGCAGCCCCGCGCGGGGGGGGCUCCCCAGGAUCCCCGCCGGGUUCUGCUGA